AAACGCGCGUGGUGGGACGUCGACGACGCGACCUAUAAAGUUCGGUUCGGAGGAAGGGAGCUUCAUAGGCGCCUUACGACCUGUCUGCGCUCAUCGCCUACCUAGUAGUAUCAGUGGGAUCUGGGUACGAUGUCGUGUGGCAGUGACGAGCGCUGUAACGGGAUGGACACUCACAGUGGACCUUUAUUGCCUGAUGUAGAGACAGGUGACAAAGACGUGGCCCGCAAAAGAGCCUGUUCUUCAUCUUUAUCUUCCCCUUUGCUGAAGAAGAGGAAGGACUACCUGUCUUGGGAAGACUACUUCAUGGCCGUUGCUUUCUUGAGUGCACAGAGAAGCAAAGACCCAAACUCACAGGUUGGGGCCUGCAUAGUAAACCCAGAGCACAAGAUUGUAGGGAUUGGAUACAACGGAAUGCCCAACAACUGUAGUGAUGACGAGCUACCGUGGCAGCGUGAAGCUCCUGACAGACUAGAUACCAAAUAUCCAUAUGUGUGCCAUGCUGAGCUGAAUGCCAUUCUCAACAAAAACACAUCAGAUGUAAAAGGUUGCACAAUGUACGUUGCUCUGUUUCCUUGCAACGAAUGUGCGAAGCUCAUCAUUCAAUCUGGAAUGAAAGGAAGUGGUGUUUAUGAGUGACAAGUAUCAUGAUAAGCCUGAAAUUAUUGCAUCUCGCCGCCUGCUGAACAUGGCGGGAAUCAAGUACAGCCACUCCGCUGGAUUCGUUGGAACUUACUACUGUUGGUUCUUCGAGGUCUUCUAAGAGCAUGACAAUGUCUGCCCAGUGGAGUACUGGCAGCACUAGCGGUAUGUUCAUAUCCUCUUCAUGAAAUGGUUCGUCCCUGACCGUGUCUGGAUCGAUAUCGGUAUCGAUAACCACCUGAUCGCCGUCGGGAUCUGUGGACAUAGAUCGUUGCAAAUAUAGCUACAAAACAUGCAACCAACGAAGACUUGCCAUAUUCCUUACUCUGAUCCCUUGUUCUCUUCUUACGGCCUUUUCGACCCGCAUGCGCAGAAACGUCGCUGUCCAGCGUUUAUUUUCCCGCUCGUCGUUUCAUGGAUAUUUGGACUUUUAUCCAAAAACUCCUGAGCACAUACAAUUUAUUGUUUCUCCCAGUAGCGGACAUCUACCAUUAUAACGCACAAUAGUCGUUGUGUAUACCAACCGCUACCACCAUGGACUCAAUCAACAUCCGAAUUCCAGAAAACUGACUAG
Messenger RNA from Geodia barretti, 1213 nucleotides. The record is from the annotation of a GenBank genome assembly. NCBI's taxonomy places the organism in Eukaryota, Metazoa, Porifera, Demospongiae, Tetractinellida, Geodiidae.